ACCACUACCAGAAAACAGGUUUCCACUAGCAACUAAAGGCCUAAACGCAGAUAUCAAGACCGGCGGGCACCGAAAGAAAUGCCUUCUUCGUUAAACAAACCCCCUACCGCACCUACCGUACCUCUACCCCUCCUCUGCCCCUCGCCGCCACAACUUUCCGGCAUAUCUUUCCAACAGCCCGUCCGAAGAAUCCUCACUCCCGCUGAUCUCGCUCUCUUCCAGUCCUCACAAACUUAUAUCCUGAUAACAUCCUUUAUAAAUGACCUCAACAAUAGCGUUCUCAACCUCCCGCUCUCUCAUCCAGCUACCCAGCCAGUCAUCGUCGAUCAACUAAUUAGUGUCCUAGACGCGGUAGAUGCCAUCGCCGACCGCCAUCCGGCAGAGGAAGCCGGCGGGAGCCGGUUCGGGAAUGCUGCAUUUCGGGGGUUCUACGAUGAAGUUGGGGAGAAGUUUGAGGGGUUGCAUGAGGGAAUAUUGGAAGGGUUGGAAGGAGAGGGAGUAAAAGAGGGGGCAAUGGGGGAGAUCAAAGCCUAUUUUACCGAAGCUUUCGGAAACAGGACUAGGAUUGAUUACGGAUCGGGACAUGAGCUUAACUACCUAAUUUAUUUACUUUGCCUCCACCAACUCUCCCUCCUAGAACCCUCCACCUACGCCUCCUUAGUUCUCCACCUCUUCACUCGCUACCUAACCCUCAUGCGCAAGAUCCAAACAACAUACUACCUCGAGCCAGCCGGCAGCCACGGAGUUUGGGGCCUCGAUGACUACCAAUUCCUCCCCUUUCUAUUCGGCAGCAGCCAACUUUACUCGCAUCCAUACCUCCGCCCAAAAUGCAUCCAUGACGAUGAGAUCCUUGAGCAAUUCUCCAAAGAUUACAUCUACCUCUCCUGUAUCUCCUUCAUCAACAGCAUCAAGGUCACCGCCGGGUUACGCUGGCAUAGUCCCAUGCUGGACGACAUCUCCAACGCGAGGAAUUGGGCGAAGAUCAACAGCGGGAUGAUGACCAUGUACGAGAAGGAGGUUCUAGGGAAGUUGCCCAUUAUGCAGCAUUUCCUGUUUGGCGGGUUGGUGAGUGCUGUCGAGGGGAUCGGAGGGGGUGAUGGGGAGGAAGAGGGGGAGGGAGAAAGGGAGGUGGUUGAUAGGGAAGGGAUGACCCAUGUGCAUAGUUCCUGGGGAGAAUGUUGUGGGAUUAAGGUUCCUGCAGCGAUUGGUGCUAGAAGAGCUGGGGAGCAGGCGAGUUUGAGAAAGGUUCCGAGGAUUCCGUUUGACUAAGUUGGGGGUCUCCUUUUCUUCUAGCUAGUUGGUUAGUGCACUUGGUCUUCCGGCGUGAUAUUUACGGCAGCCCGAAUAAACAAUGUCUCCUCA
Molecule: messenger RNA, 1362 nt
Organism: Tuber melanosporum (Perigord truffle)
Lineage: Eukaryota; Fungi; Ascomycota; Pezizomycetes; Pezizales; Tuberaceae
Exons: 2
Coding region: 79-1269 (396 amino acids)
Biological process (GO): mitotic spindle organization
Cellular component (GO): protein phosphatase type 2A complex; cytoplasm; nucleus
Molecular function (GO): peptidyl-prolyl cis-trans isomerase activity; protein tyrosine phosphatase activator activity
Source: RefSeq, a predicted model, not a curated record